GCUAAAUGUGGACACUAAUCUGGCAAGAAUAGCAUUUUAAUUUUCAGUUGUUCAUGUCUUGCCCCGGCGUCACAUCGCUGCAUCCCGCGCCCCGUCACCCACUCGCACUCCGAGGAACUUUAACCCCAUUCCUAUCACCUCCCUAGUUCGUGCCUCGAAGAAUGGGCUUGAUGCUUUCACUCGUGAUAUCAUACGCGGGAAUAAACGAAGCGAUAGAAUGCUUAAAGCACAUAAUUAGAGGUGUCGUGCCCGACGGCGAACCAGACUUUGAAGCACUAGUUGAAUACUACACGAGGCUACUCAAUAAAUCAUCAAACCCAUCGUCCCCCGGAGAAUGGAUAAAGGAAUGUGGCCAAGGAUAUCUCGUCUUGACGGAAGAUAAAAAUGGAUCACUCAAGUCUGCAGCUGUCAAAUAUUAUGGACAAACACGGUCGGCCGCCAUCUUGUUCUCGACCAAAAUCUCUAGUUUCGGUCAAGAAUCUGUCGACGAGAGUUCACAAGCCAACGGUGACUAUGGAGCGGACCUUUAUGUACCGACGAAAACUAAAACAAUUAUAUCAAAUACUUCCGAGUCGAUUAGUAUAGGAGGAAGGAGUAGAAUAACUACUCCUCAAAAUACCAUAAAUUCUAAAAAUUCUGAGAAUUCAUUUGAUAAUGAAGAAGAAUUAAAUGCAGCUAUUGAGAACAAAGCUAAAAUGUCAUGGCAUUACAAACCCCAAAGUCCGACUCGCAAGCCAUUACCAGAAAUACAUUUCCAGUCAUACGACGCCGACAGGGACAGCACCGCUUACAGCGAAGAUUUUUUAAGAUCACUUGACGGGAUUAAGUUUCGCCCUUUACAACGAAACGACCCGAGCGGGCGUCGCAGAAGUUUUAGGAAACGACAUUCGUCUUCAUCAAAUUCAUCGAGAGAUUCAAAAGCAUCGCGAGACGAAGAAUUAAAAAUGUUUACUUCACUUGAGGAGGAAGAAUUUAGAAAAAUGAAUGAAAACGAAAACAUCGGAAGAUUCGGAAGCACGCCUAAUUUAUCGGCACGUUCUUAUUCCAGAAGUCGAUCGAGAGAGAGAAGAAACGAUAGAUGGAGCACGGAAGGGUCGGUGAUUAGCACGCCCGAGGCAGAAGAGGUCAGAUCUAGACUGAAAGAGGUGCCGAAGUUAGACUCGUUCGUGGAAGAAAAAGACGAUAACAAAGACACAAACGAGGUAACCGAGGAGAGGGAAGAAGAUGUUGAUUUCUGGGCUAACUUCGGAGAUUAACGCUUGCAGUUGCCGCCGCACGCAUUGCACCAGCUUCGAUACGAGCAUGACUGACAAUGUUGAAUAUAAAGUGUUGAGACCCUUC
This is a messenger RNA of Papilio xuthus (Asian swallowtail), 1341 nucleotides long. RefSeq lists its product as uncharacterized. The transcript has 2 exons. NCBI's taxonomy places the organism in Eukaryota, Metazoa, Arthropoda, Insecta, Lepidoptera, Papilionidae. The record is from RefSeq and is a predicted model, not a curated record. The coding region runs from base 162 to 1256 and encodes 364 amino acids.